AGUUGUUCCAAAGAAAACAUUAAAAAAAAAAAAACACUAAAAGGUUGGUUUUGACCUUAAUACUAUGGCUGUUGAAGAAGGGAUAGAUGAUUACACUCAAGAUGGCACUGUCGAUCUCAAAGGAAACCCAGUCCGUAGAUCCAAGAGCGGUGGAUGGACUGCUUGCUCCUUUGUCGUCGUGUAUGAAGUCUUUGAACGCAUGGCCUACUACGGUAUAUCUUCCAAUCUUGUCCUGUAUUUGACGAGGAAGCUUCAUCAAGGCACUGUCAAGUCGGCCAACAAUGUUACCAAUUGGGUUGGCACCAUUUGGAUGACCCCAAUCUUGGGUGCCUAUGUUGCUGAUGCACACCUUGGUCGCUAUUGGACCUUUGUCAUUGCGUCUUUAAUUUAUAUCUCGGGAAUGUCAUUGCUAACAUUAUCAGUGUCACUACAUGGACUAAAGCCACCACCCUGUCACCAAGCCAAUGUAGAUGAUUGCAAGAAGGCAUCAACAUUACAGUUAGCAGUAUUUUUUGGUGCACUCUAUACUUUAGCUGUAGGAACCGGCGGCACCAAGCCAAACAUUUCGACGAUCGGUGCCGAUCAAUUCGAUGAUUUUCAUCCCAAGGAGAAGGCUCAUAAGCUAUCCUUCUUCAAUUGGUGGAUGUUCAGCAUCUUCUUUGGGACACUCUUUGCCAACACAGUUCUUGUUUAUAUUCAGGACAAUGUUGGUUGGACAUUAGGCUAUGGGCUGCCCACACUUGGGCUGGUGAUUUCAGUUCUGAUUUUCCUGGCAGGCACGCCCUUCUAUAGGCACAGGGUGCCCGCAGGGAGUCCUUUCACAAGGAUGGCUAUGGUCAUAGUAGCUGCCAUAAGGAAAUGGAAGGUGCCUCUUCCUACUGACCCUAAAGAACUUUAUGAAUUUGACCCGGAAGAGUAUGGCAGGAAAGGAAAGUUUCGGAUUGAUUCAACACCAUCCCUGAGGUUCCUUAAUAAGGCUGCUGUUAAAACAGGCUCCCCGGAUCCAUGGAUGCAAUGCUCGGUAACCCAAGUAGAAGAAACUAAACAGAUGUUAAGAAUGAUCCCAAUAUUGAUUGCCACUUUUGUGCCAAGCACCAUGAUUGCUCAAAUCAGUACCUUGUUUGUAAAACAAGGCACCACCCUUGAUAGACACAUGGGUAGCUUCGAGAUCCCUCCAGCAAGUUUAGCUGGAUUUGUGACCAUUUCUAUGCUUAUUUGUGUUGUCCUCUAUGAUCGCAUCCUCGUCCCAAUUGUGAAAAAGUGGAGUAAAAAUCCUAGAGGCAUCACUCUCCUUCAAAGGAUGGGAAUUGGUCUUGUUAUCCACAUCAUAAUCAUGAUAAUUGCUUCUGUAAUUGAGAGGCACAGACUCAAUGUGGCCAGGGAACAUGGCUUAGUUGAAAAUGGAGGGCAACUUCCGCUAACCAUAUUCAUUUUACUUCCCCAAUUUGUGCUUAUGGGCACAGCUGAUGCAUUUUUAGAGGUGGCUAAGAUUGAGUUCUUCUAUGAUCAGGCACCGGAAAGCAUGAAGAGUCUUGGUACUUCAUAUUCAACUACGAGUCUGGGAAUUGGGAAUUUUCUUAGCAGCUUCCUUCUUUCAACAGUUUCUCAUAUCACUAGAAAGCAUGGUCAUCAAGGAUGGAUCUUGAAUAACCUAAACAAAUCUCAUCUUGACUACUAUUAUGCAUUUUUUGCUAUACUCAACUUCUUGAACUUCAUUUUCUUCUUGUUAGUAAUCAAGUUUUAUGUCUACAAGGCUGAAGUUUCAGAUUCAAUGCAUGUACUUACAGAAGAACUGAAGGCGGUAAGAUUAAAGGCAUCGAAUCAAGAAGAAUCAAGGGAAUAGGUUGAUGGAACAUGUUGAAUAAUAUCUGUUGUCCAUUGGAAUGUCAGAGUUGAAAUUCAACUUGUGAAAAUUGAAACAAGCUGUCAUUCAGGUUUUUGACAGAGUACUCUUCCUGGCCUGGUCUAUUGAUGGUGCAUCAUCAACCGUGGUGGUUUUGGUACUAAUUCAAUACAAUGUUCUUGAAUUUGCUUGACCCCAGUUUGGCUGUAAUUACUAGAAAGAAUACAAUGUUUAACUUCUUGAAAUGUCUGUAACAAAAGAAAAAGAAAAAAAAAUGCUAUCCUUAAUAUUUCAUUUUUACUCUGAUGAACCCCUCAUGAUCCUUAAACAAGUAAAAUGCCUAAUGUUAUAAAGAAUUAGAAGGCAAUAAAAGAAUAUUGUACAUUUGCUCGCUCUACCCCCGAAAAGAUGUUGAUAUAACAUUUUAAGUUAACCAAAUUCGAUACAAUGAGCUCCCUUUGAGAUUUUCUUCAAAUUUGAAUACGGUUACAUCAAUGAAAAUCGAUGCUAUAAUACACCCAGAUGACAAAACCUUAG
Molecule: messenger RNA, 2380 nt
Organism: Durio zibethinus
Lineage: Eukaryota; Viridiplantae; Streptophyta; Magnoliopsida; Malvales; Malvaceae
Product: protein NRT1/ PTR FAMILY 5.2-like
Biological process (GO): dipeptide transport; transmembrane transport
Cellular component (GO): membrane
Molecular function (GO): tripeptide transmembrane transporter activity; dipeptide transmembrane transporter activity
Source: RefSeq, a predicted model, not a curated record